Porites lobata is the source of this 3019-nucleotide messenger RNA. The record is from the annotation of a GenBank genome assembly. Lineage: Eukaryota; Metazoa; Cnidaria; Anthozoa; Scleractinia; Poritidae.
AUGUUCAGUGAUAUAGGAGACAACCAAUUGGAUGAGCUUGUUCAAACUGCUUCAAGCCAGCAUCCUGGAAUGGGUAUAAGAAUGCUCAAAGGUUAUUUACAAAGCAAAGGGUUUCGCAUUCAGCGAGAAAGAAUAAGAUUGUCCUUGUUGCGAACAGAUCCCAUUGGUAUUAUGGAGAGAUGGAGAAGCACCACCAGGAGGCGACAUUACAAUGUUAGGUAUCCACUCUCACUAUUGCACAUAGAUGGGAACCAUAAGCUGAUAAGGUACUGAUAAAGAUACCUGUUGUACAGUGUACAUUGUCAUAGCUUCCCCCUGUGAUCUUGUGCGUGGGACUAUGAGUAAGGCAUGGGUCGCACUUGGGAAAAGUUUUCAUCUUUGCCGGCUAAAAAACCACAAAAAUUCGAAACCGCAACCGGAAAAGAAAACUUUUAGUCCAACCGAGGAGGGUCGCAUUAGUGGGAGUUAAUAGUUUUUGCUUUGACACAUUGAGAACUUAAGAACGCCAGAUACCAGAAAACAUUUUUCUCUUCUUCGUCCGCACCUCUGUCGAAGGAUCUUUUUCCUCCAUUCCCAGUUUCAGGAGGAUGGGACAGAUAAAGAAGACCGGAAAGUGCUUGGAUGCGAAUAGUACAUUUGGCUUGGAGAAUAACAAACCUGUGAAGUGUUUGCUUGUGCAGACGGGAACUGGUUCGCCUUCAAUAGAGCUCGUUCCCGUAAAAACCUUAAAAUAGCGAAGGUUUAUAAGCGAGUGAAGUCCUUGCCUGUAGAGAGUUUUCGAAAAAAACUUGAAAUGGCGAAGGAUAGCCGAGUAAAAGCCUCUUCGCGAAGGUCUGAAAAUUCGACCGCGUUUAUUUUAAAUUGAUCGUGUUUCAAAUGGAUCACGUUCAUGACAAGGGGCUGACAGUUACCGCUGUGAUUCCUAUUGUUUAGCUCGAGUUUUCCAAAAUCUGCCUGCCCCACCCAAGCACUACGGCGUCUUUGAUGUUUUUGCCGAUUUUCAAAGUUUUUCCUAACUUGAAAACUCGGGGUCGCACUUAGCAAUGUCCACCGAUGACAGAUUUCUACCGCAAGGUAAACAAAUUCUCGCAAAAAUUUGCCAAGUGCGACCCAUGCCUAACUGUCAUGUACUAUUGUCCAAGCUAAGUUAAACACAAUCAAACUUCUGCUACUGGAUACCUCAUGUAAACAUACACACCUUGACUGAACCAAAAAGAAAACACUAAACUGUGGCCACAACACCAGUUAAUGCAAGACUUUUUAAACUGUGUUUUAGCUACAAUUGAAGACAUUGAUCAUGAUGGAUAACUGUUUCCCUGUCCCCAUCUUUUUUAACCCCUUGCAGGUAACACCAGACAUGAUAAGGUUGCCCUAACAGGAGCUUAUAUUUUUUGUUUGUCACUCUUGUAUGUAAAUUACGGGGCUUUUUUAACAGAUGGAGAAUUGUUAUACAUGGAGGAAUCGAUGGCUUUUCUCGAAUCCCAGUCUAUUUCAAGGCCUCAAAUGACAACAAAGCAAGCACUGUUCUUUCAUGUUUUCGUGAAGCUGUGUCAGAGUACGGCCUUCCAUCUCAGGUCCGCUCUGACAAAGGAGGGGAGAACGUAGAUGUAGCAACCCAUAUGCUUACUCACAUCCAGCGAGGGCCAGGCAGGGGAAGUAUGAUAACAGGUACAGAGUACUGAAUCAUUAUUCCUUAGGUUAGACUAUGAGUAGUCCCCAUUUUUCCUCAGGAAUAGUACAGCGCAUCUCCCCGCCGCGUCUCUCCUUUCUUGCGUGGGAUGAUUUUUAUGCAUGCUCGUGUGUCACUCACUCUACUAUCCGUUAAGAAAAAAGGGGACUAUUUGUAAUCUAUCUUUCCUUAGCUAGAUGACCUUUUCUGGGUUUGUAAUAGAUGGAAUCUUUAAUUCAGGCUAUACUUUAAGAUCCUGAAUAGGUUUUAACAAAGGAUGCUACAUUUUAUAUAAUGAAAUAGGUACUUAUGGGAUCAUGAACUAAUCUUGAGGAUUUCUAGGCAAGGAGAAAUGAUGCUGUAUGAAUAGUAUUAUAUUACUAUUAAUAACUCACAAGUUUCAUUAAAUUAGUUUAAGGGGCACUGUUUUCAUGAAUGCUUAUGUGUGUUGUUAAGAAUGAGCGUGGUGAUUGCCAUGCUCCCAAAUCAGGUUGUAACUUGUUUUAAGUAUGAUGGCAAUUGAAGAAACUAUCAAGCCCGGAAGGAAUCAAUAGACUAUGAAACAAUUCUUUCUUUUCUCCUUUUCUUUCCUUUUUUUUUUUUUUUUUUUGGGGGGGGGGGGGAGUAUUUGACACUGAUUGUUAGAUAAUGUUUAACAGUUAAUUAAGUAAACUAAAAUUUUAUUAAUCUAUAAAAUUAUAUUCUUUGCAAUCACUAGGAAGGAGCACACACAAUCAAAGGAUUGAACGACUUUGGAGAGACUUAUAUGAGGGCUGCCUUAGCCUCUUCUAUGAACUCUUCUAUACCCUAGAAAACCAGGAUGUGUUAAAUGAUUGUCACCUCUGGUGCCUAAAUUACGUGUUCCUGCCUAUCAUCAACAGACAUCUGAGUAAUUGGAAAGAUGCAUGGGUUCACCAUCCAUUACGUACAGAAAGAAACAGAACGCCCAUGCAGUUAUGGAUUAGUGGACUGCAAGAGGCAUGGGGAUUUCUUGGUCCUGAAGGUGAAGUGUUCCAGGUAUGUAACAUGUUUGGUUUCAUUUAAUCAGCAUUACUUGUGUCAAAUGUAAUAAAUAAUAAUUAUGAUCACCAAUCUCUAUCCUCAGGCCAGCAUUGCAAGAAAUUGGGGGUUUAUGCUUUGGCAGCACAUAUGUAACAAAUUGCUUACAAUAAUCCUUUUUUUUAGGGCGAUUAUAGCAACUAUGGGAUUGAUUGGCAAGGUCCUGUCCCAGAACAAUACCCUGAUUAUGUUGAAGUUCCGGACACAAACUGCCCAUUCACUGAGGAGGAAAUGCAUCUCCUACCUGUAACAGACAAUUUAACAUAUUUAGAGGGGGUUGAAGCAAUUAAU